GUGUCCUUGGAGUCUUUGUCUCGCUCGGCGUGUCUUCGUUCAGUCCCCGGCAUUCGUUAUCUGCGCCUGCUUGAAGACAUUGGGAGCAUUUGAGCAUUCGAGGGACGCUUCACUUUUUUUCGCUCACUCCUGCUUCAUUUGACCGCUUUCUGCUUAUCUCGACAUUCGACACCGCGCCUUCUUCGACCCUAUCUGUACCUACCUUCCAUUCGCCAGCGGACACGUGCGCUAGCCUCAACGAUUCAUUGAUCUUGUCACUUUUCAGCAAUUUCACCAUACGACAACACCUGCAGAAAUCUGACCCUUCUGAAUUCCUAUCACUUGCACUUUGUGCAAAAGUUGUGAUCUGUGAACGUCGAACAACAACCAAUACAUCUACAGCUAUCUUUCAUAGCGUCCAAGCAUUUCCAGUUUUGGACUUGCUAGUGAAGCCACAACCUACAACAUCCACAACACAAGAUGUUCGCUCGAACCACCCUGAGACUCGCCAGCAGGCGCACCGUCGCCAUCAGCCGCCCAUCAACUUCCAUCGCUCCUGUCACACGCGCCACCUUCACAACUAGCAUCAAGAGGAGCGACCCAGAGGUUCCCGUCGUUAGCUAUGAGGGUGGCAACCGCACCGAAGAAACCAUCCGUGUUCCGGCAGCAACAGCGGCCGGUCCAGUCACGCCACCUGGUACAGAUGAAGAGAAGAGGGCGUUCCCGCUAAAACCGUCCGUAUACGAGCACAUUACUCCAACGCUCAGCAAGUUCCUCCUGACCAACAAGGUCGCCAUUAUCACCGGCGGUGGGCGUGGUCUUGGACUCAACAUGGCCCAGGCCAUGACCGAGGCCGGCUGCCGCGGUAUCGCCAUCAUGGACGUGCAGCAAGACCUCGGAGACAAGGCGGCGCGAGAGCUUAGUGAGCAGACCGGUGUGGACGUACGCUUCUACCGUGUCGAUGUCCGCGACGGUCAGGCUAUGAGCCAGACCGUGCAGGAUGUGGUUGACCAUUAUGGCGCGCUUGACAUCCUCAUCAACGCCGCCGGCAUUGCAGACUCAAACAUCAAGGCGGAGGAGUACCCUCACGACAAGUUCCGCCGCCUGAUCGACAUCAACGUCACCGGCACCUUCCUCACCAACCAAGCAUGCGGUAUUCAGAUGAUCCGCAGUGGCAAGGGUGGCAGUAUCAUCAACAUCGCCUCGAUGUCCGGCUCCGUCGUCAACUACCCGCAAGAGCAAUCCUGCUACAACGCAUCCAAGGCCGCAGUGGUCCAGUUCACCAAGAGCGUAGCUGCCGAGUGGGCACGCUACGGCAUCCGCGUCAACGCCAUCAGCCCGGGUUACAUGGACACGGCUCUCAACCGUGUGCCGGCUCUUGAUGCGCAGAAGAGGAUCUGGGUUGAUCACACUCCGUUGAAGAAGCUCGGUGCGGUGGACGACUUGAACAGUCUCGCAGUCUACCUCGCCAGUGACGGAUCGAGCUUCAUGACUGGUAACAACUGCCUCAUCGACGGUGGCUACACUUUGUGGUAAGCCGGUAAUGAGUUGGCACCGCAGUUCAUAAUGGUUGUUCAGGCGGCAUCUUCAGCAUGGAGCGGAGGAGUUAUGGUUUAUCUUUGCUGGGGUUGCAUACAUGCGUGCCGGCGAUGCAAACUCGGGCAAUGGCGUCCGGGGCCGCAACGCGUGGUGAGCGCGCUUUCAUUGCUGCAUCACAGCGAUGCUGAUGCGACAGAGCAGGCGAAAAGCGACGUGUUCUUCGUAUGAAGUUGUCCGUCCCUAAGGGGUAGACAUAGAGCAGUCAUAGACGUUAGACAUCCUACAGCGAAUAGAUCCUAAUUCUUCCUCA
This is a messenger RNA of Baudoinia panamericana UAMH 10762, 1828 nucleotides long. RefSeq lists its product as uncharacterized. NCBI's taxonomy places the organism in Eukaryota, Fungi, Ascomycota, Dothideomycetes, Mycosphaerellales, Teratosphaeriaceae. The transcript is spliced from 3 exons. Bases 460 to 1515 code for a protein of 351 amino acids. The record is from RefSeq and is a predicted model, not a curated record. Gene Ontology annotation, molecular function: oxidoreductase activity, acting on the CH-OH group of donors, NAD or NADP as acceptor.